AGGCUGGGUGCCGGUGCCUGUGAAAGGCAUAGCGCCUGCAGCCAGGGCACAGCAUUGUGCUGUUUUAGUAGGAGAUCAAAUGGUGGUCUAUGGUGGUGCCAAUGCUACUAGGCAGUUCAACGACGUUUGGAGCCUCGACCUUCGUCACUUCAGCUGGCAGGAACUCCGCCCAGUCUGUGGAACAGCGCCACCAGUGGAGUUGGGGCUGAGGGAGCAGCACUUCCGGGUGAAGUCUUGCCGAAGUAUCUUGGCCCUGCACCAGAUGAAGCUCCUGGUAUUGGGUGCAGCCAGAGGCAACGCAGCGCCAAAAAGAUAUGGCCUCUAUGUGUUCGAUCUUGAGCGCCGCGAAUGGAAGACGGCGCCAGUGGUCCCUCAGGGUCUGUGGCGCGGCAAUGCUGCUGGAUGGGUUUCUCGUUGCGCUGUCGGGGAAGAACUCUGGGUCGACGGCGGGCACCUGGGCGACGACAACCAGCCGCGGCAGAUCUUGUUGCGACUUCAGACUGGGCUCACCCGCCUGGUGCGGCAGACUGUUCGAGGUAUUAGCGCUUUGCCUCACGAGAACCUCAAGCUGGUCUUCAGUUUUCUGAGUGGAUCCGUGGCAGAUCUCAUCUAACCCAACUGGCGCCACGUUCAACCCGCUCACAGCCCCCCUGCUGGGCCGUUGCUCAUUGGGGCACCUUACUUGGCAGAUGCUCGGUCCUUUCUGACACCUGUACAGUCUCCAGCAAAACGGCCAUUGAGAAAAUGAAGAUUUGACUGUUU
Molecule: messenger RNA, 762 nt
Organism: Cladocopium goreaui
Lineage: Eukaryota; Dinophyceae; Suessiales; Symbiodiniaceae
Source: the annotation of a GenBank genome assembly